Messenger RNA from Syngnathus acus (greater pipefish), 569 nucleotides. Its product is annotated as importin-8-like. The transcript is spliced from 3 exons. The record is from RefSeq and is a predicted model, not a curated record. The coding region runs from base 55 to 360 and encodes 101 amino acids. Lineage: Eukaryota; Metazoa; Chordata; Actinopteri; Syngnathiformes; Syngnathidae.
UUAUGUGCAGAGGAGAUUCCCAGUGAUGAGGAUGAGGUGAAUGAAAAAUGCAGUAUGAUGCCGCAGGAGUCUAGUGUGCCAAUGGGCCUAGGAGACGAGAGUAAUGAUGAAGAUGACUACUGGGAUGAUGAUGAUUGCUUUGAAGGAACGCCUCUCGAAGAAUACAGCACACCGCUUGACUAUGACAAUGGAGAAGAUGAAUAUCUGUUCUUUGCAUCUGCCCUGCUAAGAAUCCAGAAUACAGAUAUGGCUUGGUACCAGUGUUUGACUGCACCCCUCAGUGAUGACCAGAAAACACAGCUCCAGGAGAUUUACAGCAUCUCACAGCAAAGGAGGAGUACCGCAUCCAAAGGCCAGUGAGUGCCAAUGAGGAUUCUAAAGAAGAUAUUAUAUGAACUGACUAAAUGAAUUGGAACUUUGACUCCAAAUCCUGUCAGGCUGUCUUUUUUUUUUCCCAUUUGAGACAUUGUGCAAUUCUUAUAGUCCCUACUAUAGUAUCCACUAGGACAGACUGUUUUUAAAUUUCUUGACAUAAAAUGUAAUGGUAAAAUUCUUACUGUUAGUAAACU